ACUUUCAUCUUCUCAAAGUCCGAAGUCCAAUUUCCAUACCAACGACAUACGCCUGUUCCACGCUAUAAAACCUACCGAAUUCCCUUCUUCUCCAAGAUCCUUCUGUUGCUUCGUCUUCGAUCUUUAGCCCAGUGCCAUCAAACUAUAUCUUAUCAUCAUCAUCAUGGCUAAUGCACCUUCCUCUAUCGGAAUCAACCUCGACGGUUGUUCAUCUGGCCCGCACGGUCCGAUCAUUGGAUCUCCUGAGGAGAGAGAUAGCAUGCGGGACCAACGUCUUGCUAUGACGCAGCAUCCAGGAACAGACAGCUUCACCGAUCGUCACCUCAGCGGUAGAGCUGGUUCUCAUGACCACGAAGCAACUAUGAGAGAGAAGCUUGCGGACCUAACAUCUCGACUCCCUUCGACCACAACGAACGGGUCGACUAACGGCAGCGGUAAUUCCACGUAGCCGCCUUUAUGCUACAAUAUAACUUCACGACCAUUAUUAUGUACAAUACCGCUCAUCUGGCAGACGCCUGCCGAAGACGGAUGUGAUACCAUUUUACUACUGUAUGAGAUUACUUGAGCGGCGAAGAGUAAUUACUGGA
Daldinia decipiens is the source of this 587-nucleotide messenger RNA. RefSeq lists its product as uncharacterized. NCBI's taxonomy places the organism in Eukaryota, Fungi, Ascomycota, Sordariomycetes, Xylariales, Hypoxylaceae. Bases 164 to 448 code for a protein of 94 amino acids. The record is from RefSeq and is a predicted model, not a curated record. The transcript has 2 exons.